Volvox carteri f. nagariensis is the source of this 156-nucleotide messenger RNA. RefSeq lists its product as uncharacterized. The record is from RefSeq and is a predicted model, not a curated record. The annotation marks the transcript as partial. Gene Ontology annotation, molecular function: cysteine-type endopeptidase activity. The transcript has a single exon. NCBI's taxonomy places the organism in Eukaryota, Viridiplantae, Chlorophyta, Chlorophyceae, Chlamydomonadales, Volvocaceae. Gene Ontology annotation, biological process: vacuolar protein processing.
GGGAAGGCGUUGGUGGACGACUGGGAUUGUCUUCGGGCCAUGGUAGCGGCCUGGGGGGAGGUGUACGGCCCUAUGGACCAGUACGGCAUGAGGCACACGAGGUUGCUGUCUAAUUUGUGUAAUGCGGGGGUAGAGCCGGCGUUGCUGGCGGCGGCG